AUGGCGGUACAGUCUGAGACCGCUGUACGAAGCGAACCACGAUCGACACAUGUCCAGGAUGAAGCUCUCCAGCCCUUCCUCCAAUCUCAGUUCGAUCCGGCCGACUGCCUGAAUGCCACCUUGCCUUCGUUGACCUUCUCCAACCCUACCAAAGACCGUGUUCCUCUCGCCGAACUAUCUACGCAGAUCCAGACCCUCAUCUCACAACUCAAUGUGCAAACUUCGCGCCUCACCAACACUCUCAAUCAGCUCACCGAUGACAUCCUACGAAGCGGCAGCAGGCUCGCCUACCAAGUCGAGAUGCUGCGUGGUGAAACCGCUGGCCUCACAGAUGCUUUGAACACUUGUAUCCAACCAGAAAUCGCCCUCUUCGCUCCCCAAUCAUCACAGCGACCCGCAAAACUCGAGGAGGAGGACGUCUCCCCUGGACAAGCUGACGUAUCAACUCCUACUCAGCCUGCCGAGCCGGACUACAUCUCAAAGCUCCGUACGCUUGUCAUGGUGCGACAGCGCCUUGACUCGGUUAUCAAAGUAUUUGGCGAAGCCAUGGCCUGGCCUAUUGCUCCAUCCGAUCUCGUUUCAUCCUCAUUCAUCUCGGUAUCCGCUCCUUCCGCCGGAGGUCCAGAAGAAACACGCAAUCGCGAAGAGAAGGCAAAAGAGCAUGCACAAAAAUUACGCGACGAGAUCAUCCAAUUGCUGCAGAGUGCCGUCUCAGCAGAUGAAGGCAUCGCUGCUGCAAUCAAGAGAAUAGAUGAGCUGAGAGAUCUUACAUUAAUCUGGAAAGGCACCGCCGAGGAGAAGGCUCGGGCUCGCCAGAUAGAUGGCCUUGAAAAGAUAGUCGAGGACGAGCAANAGGCUCUCGCUCGCAAAGCAGAGGCGAAAAAGCGUACAGCUUCGCCUGCAGCAGUCGACUACAGGUACAAUAACACUUCCGACUCCACCCGUACUAGCAACCAGGGCACUGGCUACGGCUUUAUGAACAACUUGCGCCGCAUCAAAGAUGACAUCUAUCUCGACUGA
This is a messenger RNA of Aureobasidium vineae, 1020 nucleotides long. The record is from the annotation of a GenBank genome assembly. Lineage: Eukaryota; Fungi; Ascomycota; Dothideomycetes; Dothideales; Saccotheciaceae.